Indicator indicator is the source of this 1896-nucleotide messenger RNA. RefSeq names its product molecular chaperone MKKS-like. Gene Ontology annotation, molecular function: ATP binding. Gene Ontology annotation, biological process: intracellular transport; protein folding; developmental process. The transcript is spliced from 4 exons. The record is from RefSeq and is a predicted model, not a curated record. Gene Ontology annotation, cellular component: cytoplasm; nucleus; kinociliary basal body. Lineage: Eukaryota; Metazoa; Chordata; Aves; Piciformes; Indicatoridae. Bases 22 to 1740 code for a protein of 572 amino acids.
AAUUAAAACGUUAUUUUGAAAAUGUCUCGCCUGGAAGCUAAAAAGCCUCUGUUAUUUACGCAUGAACCUUUAACUAAAGGUAGAGUUAGUCAGUCACUGUCUGUGCUGAGUGGAGUAUUAAAGUCAUGCUAUGGUCCUGCUGGUAGACUCAAACAGCUCCACAAUGGAGUGGGUGGCUAUGUUUGCACAACUUCACAGUCUUCAGCUGUACUCCGUCAUCUUUCCGUCAGUCAUCCUGUGUUACGGGUUUUGACAGCCUCUGUACAGAACCAUAUAUCCCGCUUCAGUGACUGUGGCUUAUUUACUGCCAUUCUUUGCUGUAGUUUGAUUGAAAACUUUAAAAGCCUAAAUGUUGGAGCUUGCACUAUCAUUAAAAUAAGCAAGCAUCUUUUGAGUUUGUGCAUGGACUACCUCAAAUCUGAGGCCUGUGGUUGCCGAGUGCCCGUGGAUUUUAGCUGUGUUGAGACCCUUCUUUGUUUGGUACGUAGCAUAUUAACAAGCAAACCUGCUUGCAUGCUUACUAAAACAGAAGUCGAUCAUCUCACAAUGCUGAUUUUAAAGGCUUUUAUGUUUACAAUUCCAUGUCAUGUUAAGACUAAUGCUGUUUUAGGAAAAUGUGUAAUAGUACCUGUGAAAGGCAGAAGAGUUAUGGAAUCUACAGUUCUUCCUGGACUGCUUCUAGAAACACCAGAAAUUCCGUUGGCAGAACAACCUAUUGUCAAAAGAACUUCAUCAAAUGUGAUCAAGGUAGCGCUUUUCUCUGUGUCUAUGUCAGGAGACUGCUUUGACCCUGAAGGAGGAACUGUAAUAGUCCAUCGUGGAAUUUCCCUAGAAAUGUCAGAGCUGAAUCAGUUGCUUAACAUAGGAAAGCAGCUGAUUAAUGAUGAGGUUGGCCUUGUAGUGUGCCAGAAAGUUAUCCAUCCAUCCUUGAAACAGUAUCUGAAAGAGAACCACGUCAUCGCAGUGGACAGAGCUGGGCUAUCUCCAAUGGAACCUCUCAGUCAGAUGACGGGUUCAAAGCCUAUAGCAUCCACACAUUUGUUGUCUCCUAGUAGUUAUGGCAGCUUGAAAGAUGUGCGCAUUGAGACUGUGGCUUCAAAACGUUUCCUGCAUCUAAUUCCUAACCACGCAGUUGUCUCCAGCUUGGUACUCUGCAACAGAAAUGAAACAGCAUGGGAUGAAUUGAAGCGUGCCUGUGAAACAGCAGAACAUGUGUUGCAGUUAACAAUCAAGGAACCUUUGGCAUUAUUAGGAGGUGGCUGUACAGAAACUCACCUGGCUUCCUACAUAAGACACAAAAGUUACAGCCUGUCCAGCAGCAGUUUGGAAGAUGUAGAUUGUUCUUGGACACAAUUCCACUUGGUUGCUGAUGGGUUUUGCCGUUCCCUGGAGUCUGUAGCUUGUUCUCUCAAUCAUGAUGAUGGAGAAAUCCUUACUGAUACGGUUUAUGGACACUGUUGGUUUGUUCCAUCAGGUUUUCCCUCUGACUCAGAUUGGUCAGAUGUAGUUUCAGAAUGUGGCUGUAGGACUAUAGGUAAGACUGAAAAUAUCAAAUGGAGGCUUUUGCAAGGCCAGUUUGGCUCUCCUGUUAUACAGGAUUGCCCUAAAGAGCCCUUGGAUAAAGUUGCUAACUUUCUGACUUUGGACUGUUUUUCUGCAAAGUGUAGUGGCCUACAAGUAGCCGUGGAGACAGCCAACUUGAUUUUGGAUCUCUCCUACAUCAUUGAAGAUCAAAAUUAGCUCUGAUUUUACAUGAAUUGUGUUGCUCAGCAAGAUAAUUAACUGAAAGCACAGUAAUAUAUGUUAAGAUACUUUAAAUAGUUAGAAUGUGGACACAAGACAUGAAUUUUAAAUCAAAGUUGGCCUUCUGAUUUGUAAUGUACUGUGCCCUAAAGC